GCGGGGCGGGCCCGGGGACGAGCAGAAGCGGGGGUCGCGUUGCGUGGCAGCCGCCCCCGAGUCCGCCGCUCCGUGGGCAGCGCCGGGCCCCGCGGGAGGAGCGCGGCGUCCAGCUGCCGGCGGGCGCUUUGGCUCCGGCUCUGCCUGCCUUUCCCGUCUGCCUCCCCGCCGGAGCCGGAGCGCGGAGAGCCCCGGGAGGGCAGCCGGGCCGAGCAAGGAGCUCCCGCCGCCUCUCCGUCCCCCUGGCGAGGCGGUGGGAGGGACGCUCUUGCCGCGGCUGCCUUGGCUCCGGCCCAUUUGGCGAGGGCGGGCACGCUCGGAACCGGCCGGGGAAGUCGGGCUGGCGCGGCGUCUGCAAGGGAGGGAGCUCCGGCCGGCGUCGGAUGCGGAGUCCCUGGCGGAGCCGCUCGGCCGGAGCGGCCUUUUGAGAAGGCGCUUCCCCCCCCCCCCGCCGGCGCCGCCGCCGCCGCCUUCCCUCCAGGGCUGCUUCGGGGAGCCUUGGGAAGAGCUGCCCUUCAUGGCCGCCAAGUCCCCCCCUGGGCCUGCACUGGGAAGUAUAGGAGCUUUGCGGCCUGCUUGGCCUUUGCCAGGUGGGAUCACCAGGAGCCCUUGGCGGAUGCUCAGCUUUCCCUUUGGCCCAGAACGGGGCCUUUCCUCUGAGGGCGGUUGGCACCUGCAAAAGAAGCCUCCAAGGAGGGACGGGGCCUAGCUCUGCAGAGGCCCCUUGCUUCCCUCCCUUGUUAACUGCCCUCGCCACAUGCUUGGCACAAGCAGCCUCUUCCGCCACUCCUUGGCAUUCAGUCCUCCUUUGAACCAAAGGUGCGUCCUUGGGAUUAACUGCAUUUCGGAGUGCCGGUUCCUGGAGGCUCUUUCCCACUCGGGAGGAUCUGAGCAAAUGAAGCCCCCGGCCCCCGCGUACCAGAAGCUGAAGGCGCCGGAGAGCCCUCGGGAGCUGCUGCCCCUGGCCGAGCAGCUGGGCCAGACUCUGCACCAGUUCCAUGGCUCUGCACUGGGGAGGCCCUGCCACAGCCCUGUCUCCGGGCUGCGUCCUGCAGAGCCGCCCAGGCGAUCCGCAUCCCUCCUGCCCUGGGACUUCCAGUGCUUGCUAGUGACGGCCAUCUUGUCCACUGUGCUAGUGGUGACCCUGGUGGUCCACUCCUUCUUCUUUCCCCUGCACGGUUUGGCCGCAUUAGGACACGUGGCAUCGGCCCCACACGUGGAUCACAGGUGCAGCGACUCCUGCAGGAGUGUGCUGGUGGAGAGCAUCCCUGAGGGAGUGACCUACGAUGACAACAGCACAGCCGGCCCUUCCACCUUUGAGACUUGGCAAAGCCUUCUGAGAAACGCCAGGCGCUCGGUGGACAUUGCCUCUUUCUACUGGACUCUCAGCAACCAGGACACCCACACCCAGGAUCCUUCAGCCAGCCAGGGGCAGGAAAUACUGGAUGAACUGCUGCAUGCUACCAGUCGAGGGAUUGCACUGCGGAUAGCAGUCAACCCGCCUUCUGCCCGGAUGCCCAGUACCGACCUUCAGCUCCUGGAGAAGAGCGGGGCCCAGAUUCGCCAGGUGGACUUACCCAGGCUGACCCGGGGAGUCCUGCACGCCAAAUUCUGGAUUGUGGACCAGCUACACAUUUAUCUUGGCAGUGCAAAUAUGGACUGGCGUGCCCUUACCCAGGUGAAGGAGCUCGGGGCAGCCGUCUACAACUGCAGCUGUCUGGCCCAGGACCUGGGGAAGAUGUUUGAGGCGUACUGGACCCUCGGGCUGCCGAAUGCCACCAUACCAUCCCCCUGGCCGGCCAAUUACUCCACCACCUACAACAAGGAGACGCCCCUGGAGCUGCGGCUGAACGGCACAGAGGCUGCCGUCUACUUUUCGAGUGCUCCCCCAGCCCUGUGUGCCUCCGGGAGGACGGAGGAUCUCCAGUCCCUGCUGAGCAUCAUCGACGGGGCCCAGGAGUUUGUCUACGUGGCUGUGAUGAGUUACUUGCCCACCAUGGAGUUCUCCCACCCCAGGAGGUUCUGGCCGGCCAUCGAUGACCACUUCCGGAAGGUGGUCUACGAGAAGAGAAUCCGACUCCGCCUCCUGGUCGGCUGCUGGGGACACUCCAAGCCAAACAUGUUCCCCUUCCUGCGCUCCUUGGCGGCCCUGCAGGACAACCGCACCCACUGCAGCCUGGAAGUGCGGCUCUUUGUGGUGCCUGCAAAUGAGACACAGGCCAAGAUCCCCUACGCCAGAGUGAACCACAGCAAGUUCAUGGUUACAGACAAGGUGGCUUACAUUGGAACCUCCAACUGGUCCGGGGACUACUUCCUGCAUACGGCGGGCUCUGCCCUGGUGGUGGCUCAGAGGCCGGGCGGGGACCAGACCACCCUCCGGGAGCAGCUGCAGCGCGUCUUCGAGCGGGACUGGCACUCCAGAUACAGCCGCCAGCUGGACCCCCGGGGCCAGGGGGCGGAGGCCCUCUGCAGCGCCCGCUAGAGCCCCGCCUGGCGGCCCGAGGGAAGCAGCCUUCGCCCCCAGCGCCCCCCAACCACGGCGCUGGGCAGGGGGAGGGCGGGGCUCAGAGGUGGGGAGGGGUUCCGCUGGUUCAGCUGCUUUGG
Thamnophis elegans (Western terrestrial garter snake) is the source of this 2604-nucleotide messenger RNA. RefSeq names its product phospholipase D family member 3 (gene PLD3). The transcript is spliced from 12 exons. Gene Ontology annotation, molecular function: catalytic activity. Lineage: Eukaryota; Metazoa; Chordata; Lepidosauria; Squamata; Natricidae. The record is from RefSeq and is a predicted model, not a curated record. Bases 758 to 2482 code for a protein of 574 amino acids.